UUUGAAGAUUUCAAAUCGUGUCGAGGCGUCAUGCGAGGCUGUUAGACCUUUUAUCUUCUGCUUUUUGAAGUCUUCAAAAUGGAGGAGGAGGAGGAGAAGUGGCACGAAGGUCCAACUGUGGAAGAUGUCCUUUCCUCAGUGCUCAAGAGUAAGAGCAAGUUUGGGAAAAUCAAGUUAUCACUGCCUCCACGUCCACCACGGAGAACAACUCCUCAAGUCAAAGAGACGUGUGGGGAUGACCUGCCAAAGGCAAAAACAGAAGAACUUCAUUCUCUACUACAUGGGAAGGACAAGGCAGGUUUUGAUGAAGGUAGCAGUGCCCAGGUGAAUACAGGAGAACUAAAUUCGAAGGAAAUCUCAGGAAGAGUCUCACCCCAGAACAGAGAGAAGUUAAAUCCCAAUAACUAUGGUAGACACCAUUUAUCAGUGUCCUCAAGCAAAAUUUUUCGCUCUGUUUCUACCCCAGAAAUGAGGGACAAAUUUAGUUACAAAGCUGCAGCUGGAGUGACAACUGCAGAAACGGUGAAACCUGCUGCAAGUAGACAAAUGAACUUCUCUGAAAUGCCCCAGAGUAAACAUGCAAAUAAAGAAAAUACUAACCCAAUCUUCGGUUGUCAAACUCUGGAGGGAAAAUGUAGUAAUACUUUAGAAUCAGUGUUCAAGAACCAACAGAUAAAAUCAUCAGAGAGAGGUAUGCAAAACACAAAAUACCAAAGUUUGCUUGCAGGAGAUUUUAAUCUGGGAGGAGCAAAAGCUGCUAAAGAGUAUAGUUUUGAAGUUAGCAACACAGGAGACACAGUGAAGGCAUUGCUGGAAAGGGACAUUUUAUCUAACACGCCUGUUGUUUCUCAGAAGGAACAAAUGAAAAGUGAUCACUUCUUUAAAAGCAUUGAUACAAAAGUUGUUAAAAGUUCUGAUCAGUUGAAUCUCUCACAGAAGUCAUUAUUUGCAAAAUGCAAUCAAACACCAAAUCAAAAAACCAUUCCACAGACCAGCUUGCCACUGUCUGCUUCACACUCAAAGGUUUCUCCAGAUCCUGCCAUUGGACAUGUAACACAGAGUUCAGCUCCAUCCCAAAAAGCUUAUUUAAUGUCAAGUAUUACAGCAACACCUAGACCAAUACCUACUACAGGAUUUAGUGAAUUAUCUCAUAAGUCAGAAGCUCAGCAAAAUAAGGAAGUGCCAGUAGGUCCCCACAGGAAUGUAAGUAAUGAAGAGGUCAGCACACGUGCAGGAUUAGCAAAAGACGGUACAGAUUCUGCGCAUCCAAAGCAUUCCUCAACAGUGCCACAACAGAGUGGGGUUUCCCAGGUGCACCAUAAUGCAGCCCAGUCUGUACUGUCAUCUCAUUCCAGUACUGCUGAUGAGUAUAGACAACCAAAAGUAUCAAAAGUUCCACAGACCAGCCAACCCAUGCCUCAAGGACCCACCACUAAGAAUAAAAGUCCCUCUGCCACAGUAGAGAUGAAGUCCAAAGAAACACCAGUCAUCAAUAGAACACAGCCUAGGCAGUUCCAGACUCCAUCAGGCCAAAUGCUCAGAGCAAUGCCUCCAACUCCCUCCAGCAAGCAAAAGCUGCAGCACAUGGAUCACAUUGUUGUCAAUGAUCAGGAAUAUCUGAAACUUGGGAUUGUUGGGCGAGGCGGAUCCAGCAAAGUGUAUGAGGUACUGGAUCUUGACACACGUAAAGUGAAGGCAAUUAAAGUUGUUGAACUUGAGGGUGUAGAUGAAGCUACUCUUCAUUCUUAUAAGAAUGAAAUAGACAUACUUCAUAGACUGCAGUGGUCUGAUAAGGUUAUUCAGCUGUAUGACUAUGAACUUAGUGAUAUUCACCUGAAACUAGUUAUGGAAAAAGGAAACAGGGACCUGGCAUCCAUCUUGAAUAGCGCUCGAGGUAAAAAUGCCAAACCGAUCUCACCAUUUACAAUCCAGCAUUACUGGCAAGGCAUGCUGUUGGCUGUACAGGCAAUCCACCAGGAAGGUAUCAUUCACUCGGACCUGAAGCCUGCCAACUUUCUACUUGUAAAUGAGACUGUAAAGCUGAUUGACUUUGGUAUUGCAUCUUCCAUUCAGCAAGACAUGACAAGUGUGAUUAAGGAUAGUCAGGCUGGAACCUUUAAUUAUAUGAGCCCAGAAUCUUUGUUGGAUGUGCAUUCAGGCCCAAUUAUCAAUGGUCGUUCUGGGGACCGUCCAACUAUUAAGAUUGGUGUGAAGUCAGAUGUUUGGUCAUUAGGUUGUAUUUUGUAUAAUUUGGUAUAUGGCCGUACACCAUUCCAGCAUAUAAGCAACCCCCUGCAAAAGCUGUCAGCAAUCUCUGAUCCUAAUACUAAAAUAAACUUCCCCGAAAUUGAGAAUAAACUCUUGUUAGAGGUGUUGCAGCUGUGCUUGCAAUUUGAUCAGCGAAAACGUCCUAGCAUCUCAGAGUUGUUAGAACACCCAUACCUAACAGCCAAGCCAGGGGAAGGUGAAACUCCAGAAAAGGAACCGCGCCUUAAGAACAUGCUACAGCAACUGUCGCAGCUCACCCCAAAUAGCUUAAGUAAAAUAACUUCGAUGAUGCAACAGAUGCAGUCAGAUACCAAGCCAGAGUUCUAAAUAUAUUUACUGGAGGAGUUUCCCACCAAUAUUCUGUAAAUAGGCUAACACAAAUAUAUAACCUAGAAGUGAUGUAUGUAUAUAUAUAUUCUGAGAAUUUUUUUACAGAGUUUUAGGCCUUUUUAUUUACUAGUUACGGACUAAAGUAGAAAGUAUAGCAUUGCUUAUCAACCAUAUAAUGAAUGUACUUUAGGUUGAAGGGAAAAAGAGCAGCAGCUUUGAGAUGUAUUCAUUUGCUUGAUUAAAAUGGUUUCAGUUUUAUGUUCUGACACUAGAGAUGGCAUAGAACAGGUCUUUGUAAAUUCUUAUGCUUUCUGGUGGCAAGAAAAAAAGUAGAUAUGCUCAAAUUAUUUGAAAGCCAGAUUAGAGUGAUGUUCUUUUUAAACUGUUUGUUAAUAAAAUAGGUAAUUAUAUAUAUCUUUUCCAUGUGGACAAAAUUAAAUAUUCUGUAAAAAAAAGAGGAAAUAUUUUCUUGAUACAACUAUAAAAUAAAUGCAAUUUCACCUGUAUAAAGAUAUAACUUGU
This is a messenger RNA of Penaeus indicus, 3120 nucleotides long. RefSeq lists its product as uncharacterized. The record is from RefSeq and is a predicted model, not a curated record. Gene Ontology annotation, biological process: meiotic spindle assembly checkpoint signaling; mitotic spindle assembly checkpoint signaling; protein localization to kinetochore. NCBI's taxonomy places the organism in Eukaryota, Metazoa, Arthropoda, Malacostraca, Decapoda, Penaeidae. The transcript has 10 exons. Gene Ontology annotation, molecular function: ATP binding; protein serine/threonine kinase activity; protein serine/threonine/tyrosine kinase activity. The coding region runs from base 79 to 2595 and encodes 838 amino acids. Gene Ontology annotation, cellular component: kinetochore; nucleus.